Molecule: messenger RNA, 144 nt
Organism: Racocetra persica
Lineage: Eukaryota; Fungi; Glomeromycota; Glomeromycetes; Diversisporales; Gigasporaceae
Source: the annotation of a GenBank genome assembly
AUGUCAGGAAAAAUCGAUUUACAAAAGGUAACGACAUAUGAUUUCUGUCAACCAUCCCAAGAACUUUUAAUUGAAAUGAGGAACAUCACACAAACAACUCAAGCGACUGGUAGCGUUUAUCAAGACUUACAAAAUGUCUUGGCA